GUGGAGGAAAAUCGGUCACGGUUUAACCGGAAGCCGGAAACACUGCGCGGUUGGGGAUUCCCUGUCUUCCUGGUCUCUCUCUCUCUUUUCACUUCAAACAGUUGUACGCUGGUAUGGAAAACUGACUGAGGCAAAUCUGUGUCUGUAAUUGGACGGAGUGUGAAGGGGCAUUGCUCGAGUUCGUCAGUCGUGGUUUGUAACACUUUCCCUUUGACUAGUAUGAAAGAUACUAAUGCAAAAUCCUCUCAGUGAAGACCGUGAGAUGUUUCACUUGAAUCAGACAUAGAAGAGUCAACAGUGGACAAUAACAGAGGAAUUCAUGAGCCCCCCUAAAGAUGGAGACAUUCAGGGACAAGACUGUAGAUGAGCUGAAGAAGCUUCAAGAAGAUUCAGAAGAGAUUGAGCGUUUGACACUGGAGUCCAAUGAGGUCCAGAAUUUACAGUUGGAAAGAGAGAUGGCUCUGGCCACAAACCGUAGCUUGGCGGAGCAGAACCUCACGUUCCAGGAGCCUCUAGAAACAGGGCGUGCACGUCUCUCCGAUAAGUAUCAGGAUCUGCAGCAGCUGGUGGAACAUUGUCAGGAUCAGAAGACAAAACUGGAGAAGUUCUCUGUUUCGAUGCAGCCUGGCAUCCUGUUAAAUCUUCUGCAAAUUGAAGGACAGAAAAUUGAAGAAGAAUCUGAGGUAAUGGCUGAAAAAUUCCUGGAGGGCGAAGUGCCUCUGGAGAUAUUCCUUGAGCAGUUUUCCUCCAUGAGGAAGUUGUCCCAUGUACGGCGGGUGAAAGUGGAAAAGCUUCAGGAGGUGCUGAGGAAGCCUCAGUCUUCCCAAGAGCCAGCCAAGGGCUCGGAGUUCAACCAUCAGCCUCCUUCCCACACAUCCUCUGGGCCUGCAAAACAGCAGCCACAGAAUGGAUCAUCUGGAGAACCACCUUUUCCUUUACCUUACAGUCUUACCCCCAGCAUGCCUACCGGCCCUUUAGUUCAUGGAAAUCUCCAACCAGCACCUUUUGCAGGGGCACCUGUUGUAGCAGGCCUAGUUAGUUCCUCUCAGCCAAGUGUCCAACCCCCAUUUCCUUAUAAACCACCUGCAGGUCCUGGAUACCCACCAGUCUCUUCGGGUAGUUCAGUACCUCAGUCUCAGCCAGGAAAUUCAUCGUCAUCUCCUGCAUACCCUUGGUCUCCAUCCAGAGCACCUCCUCCUCCUGGCCCUGGUUACCCUCAACCUCCUUUUAGAUCUCCAAUGACAGCUCCAAGAUUUCCACAGCCUCCUUAUUUGUCAUCUGGGGGGAAUUCACAGUGCCCAUAUCCUACCACGCCUCCAGUGCCUAGCUUCCCUGUCCCCUCACAGCCUCCAUAUCCCAUAAAUCCAAACCCUUCCUUUGGGUAUCCACCUCUACCUCCUCGGGAUCCUUCUUGGUCAGGAUACUAGUCAAGGAUCCUGGGCAGUAUUCUUUGUUGUCCUCUUCUACAGCAUUACCUGAAAAAUCAACUCUUGCUAGCUAUUGAGGUCUGAGAUGCAACUUGGGAGUAUCAUCUUGAAAGAUACCUUUGUAAGCAUUAUUACUGAUGUUAUGCGUAAAUUAAUGCUGUCAGAGCUGAGAAGGAAUGCUGUUUGAAGGUUAAGCUUUCAAGUAGCAGUAUGCAUUGAUUGUAGGUAGCCAUUUGUGGCCAGAUGGACUGACCAAUGAAUUGGUCCAAGCCAUAGUAAAACAGAGAUCUGGACCCAUAGUAAAUAUGAACUGGCAUUGUUUCAAGUAAGCCCUCUGAGACAUACUUAGUGACAGUAAUAUAGAUUUGCCACCGUGUGGGUGUGUGCACAUGUGCACAGGUGUGUCUCGUUUUCUACUCUAGUGUGCUAUAUAUAACUAGAAUUCUAUACACUUAUAUUUACACAGAACCUAUGAAUGACAGAACAAAAAAUUCUGUCAAGUAUUUCUUGUAGAAAACAUGCUUGCCAGGAAAGAAAGGAAUAUGAAUUCUCAUGGCACUAAAAAAAAUUACUGGAAAGUAGAUGGAGGGACCUUCAUAGCUCCUGACAUGCCUCAGAAGUAGCACGCUGGCUAGCAGAACAGAAACACCAACCCUCCCUCCACUACUCCCAGGUAUAGUAAUUGUCCACUUAAUAUUUCAUGCUGAUCUGCCUACAGAGCACAGCAUGCUCCUCUUGUCACUAUAUAUCCACCUUUCUAGUUUCCCCAGGGCUCACUUGGUUUAUAACUCGUAUCUGAACAUAUGCACAAAAUGGCUGCAUUUGGUGUAUAGUUUAUGUUAUCUAGAGGCAAGUGGUGUUUGUUGAGAUAGGACAGGAGAUCUAAUUAAUAAAAAGCUAGAUUAUGACACAUUUUUGCACACAGGAACAGCAUUAAAAUGAUAGCAUUCCUGUUUCCAUUGGUAAUUGUGCUAUGCCAGACUGGAGCCUAUAGACCGGUGGUGGGAUUCAGCAGGUUCACACCACUUUGGCAGAACCGGUUGUUAAAAUGGCACUUGUAAACAACCAGUUGUUAAAUUAUUUGAAUCCCACCCCCGGAACCGGUUGUUAAAUUAUUUGAAUCCCACCACUGCUAUAGACGUCUGUGGCUGGACAUACCUUUCUUCUUUUCUCUAUUAAUCUCUGAGGUAGCAGGAAGAGGUUCCAUAGUGAAGCUCCCUCCUGCCUUCUUUAAUCAUUGUUCCAUUACUCACAGUUGAUGGAAAAAACACUGGCUGCCAAUUAAGAGGGAUCCUAAUGGAUGAGGUUGGCUUUACUAAGCACUUUAUUCUCUUGCUUGCCUGUAAUGUAUUUAUUAAAAAGAGACUACUAAUCGACUAGGUGAGUUGAAUGCUUUUGGAAUAUGAUGAAGUAAUUCUAUACUUGUGAUGAAUUAUGGUAAUAAAACUUGAUGAAUUGCACACAGAGUUAUUGUUACGACUUUGAAAAAUCAAGAGGUGAUUGGUUGGGAUGUGUUAUUGAUUCAUUUUCUUACUUACUGAACAUCCUCACUCUGACCUCAUGGUUCAUGUCAGUAAACCCUUCACCCUUCAUCUCAUGUAGCCAUGAGCUCUUGGUAUAAUGUGAUCUUUCCUCUUCUCUGUAUCCAACCUAAAAGAUCCAUUUGUGCAGCUUUCUUCCCUUUGGCCCAAUAAACUUUGUCCUUCUCAGCAUCAUUCAAACCAAGUUUUCUCUAUUCUAUGUACUGUGAUUUCAGUCAUCCAUUUGCUCUUUAUUGUUAUUGUUUGUUAUUCAUUAUCAGCUGGAUUUUGGGUUUCUGCUUCAGUGUAAUUAAAAGUCAUUGCCUGUCCUCCCUCCUGUGUUAAUUUAAUUCAUCAGCUGUCACUCAUCUUUGAUCUAGCUUUGUAUUUCUUAAGCAGCCUAAUUGUAGAUAAUUUCUUUCAUAUUAGAAUGCCAGAGUAUGAGAAAAGACUGAAAUAACCAAUGUUUAAGAAAGCACGCUAUCUGCUUGCUUGUGGUAUGUCUGUGUGAGAGAGGAACAAGGAAUGAUUUUUUAAAACUGUUUUAAAGGAUGCCAGAGGAGAAAGAUUGCUCAUUGCCGAUGGCAUUAUAAACAGUGUACUUAAAUUUUGGUCUUGUACAAUCCCAGAAAUUUCAUAAUCCUGUAAGCAUCUAAUGGGUUUUUAGAAAUUUUCUAACACAUUGCAUCAAAUAUUGCCACACACAAAAGUGGGCAAGAGUACUUGAAUAUAUAUGGCAUGGGGCGGGGGGGGGGUGACAGCCCAGAAACAGGAGAGAAAAAAGUAAUGGACAAUGAAUACUUGAGAAAAAACAUAGGCCAACAGAAACAAAAAUGAAUAGUUACAAAGCUGCAGUGGUGGUUUGAGUCAUUGUAUGUAAUCUGUUUGAAGUUAUUUAAUAUACAUGGAAAAACACCGCUAUAGAAGCAUUCUUUCUUCUUAGUUCUAGGUACCUUAUAUGAAGACUUUAAAGCUCUUCCAUGACAGGUCAUGUAGCCAUUCUUCAGAUACUUGUGUUGAAUUUAAAUUUACCAGAGAAAAUACUGAAGCAUAUGCUUGGGCUGUACACUUAAAAUAAGUACAGAUGUUCUUAUCCCAAGGAUUUGAAGGUAGCUUAUACUUGACAGUUUGCACUCAGUUAUGGAUAGACAGAUACAAUGCAUGUGAGUCCCACAUCAGUUGUGACAGGUGCAUUCAUGUAGUAAGCGUGUAAGUUGGAUUUAAGGAUUAUGGCUCUUUCCCUAUUUCCCUCCCCCCAGCAGUUAUUCCCUUCCCUGGGAAAGCUUAUGCCUGGUGUUAUGGGGUCAGUGUGGUUUAAUAGGCACACAGGGCAGGAGGCUGCCACAGGGAGGGGGUGAUUCCCUUCCACAUUCCUGCUUCAGACUAGUAGUCUGCAUGGCUGCUACACUAUGGCCUCAAGACCCCAGAAGUGAAAUUUCCUGGAGUUGGAAAGGACUGCUGUGAGGAGAGCAUGAGAAAGACUUGUGAUUGUCAGUACCUGACAAAUCAUGGAUUCCAAUCUUGUAUCUUUAUACUACUUAGGAGCAGCGAUGGCACAAUUCAUAGGCUUCUUGCUGUGGAAUAUUUUAGAGACACACUGCACAGACAUACUUUACAAACAUGCUCUUUCUGCUUAUAUAAUUUCUGUGCUUGUAUCCGAGUACAAAAUGUCAGACAUAAUGCUGCCAGGAUUUCUGAACCAGUCUCAAUAUGCAUAUUGGAUAAAAUUCAACCAUAAUUUAUCACUUUUACGUUUGAUUAAGUUGAACAGAGAGUUAAGAUGUGCUUGAAAUCAGCAAAAUUUUAAAGUGUGUUGCUUGAAUUAUACUCAAAUACUUUGAUAACUGACACGACUUAUUUCUUUGGAUGGGUUUAUUCUUCUGAUAUGUGUGCUUUUGACUUUUACCUAACACUACUAGAAUUUCGAUGGUUCUAUGGUGUUAUCACUUCAGUUUCUUGGGAGAUGGUGUUGCUUGGGAUAAAAGAAAUGGCACAAACCAGAAGAAAAUCUGAAUUUAUACUAGAAUGUAACCAUGAAAAAUGGAGACAAAAACAUCAUGAGAUUAAUGAGCAUGGGACAUACUUAUUUCUGUAUCUCAAUCAUUGAAUUUGUGACCGAAAGUAGACUUUGACUGAACUUCCAGAGAACACAGUUUGUAUGCAAAAAAAAAGUUAACUGUAAGAACUGAAUAUGAAUAAAAUUCUAUUUCUGAUAAAGGUC
Sphaerodactylus townsendi is the source of this 5168-nucleotide messenger RNA. RefSeq names its product VPS37C subunit of ESCRT-I (gene VPS37C). The record is from RefSeq and is a predicted model, not a curated record. The coding region runs from base 336 to 1427 and encodes 363 amino acids. Gene Ontology annotation, cellular component: ESCRT I complex. The transcript is spliced from 7 exons. Lineage: Eukaryota; Metazoa; Chordata; Lepidosauria; Squamata; Sphaerodactylidae. Gene Ontology annotation, biological process: protein targeting to vacuole; ubiquitin-dependent protein catabolic process via the multivesicular body sorting pathway; protein targeting to membrane.